UUAAUUUUCUAUUUCGUUCGUCCACAAAAUAUCUUCCCCGAAAUCAUUAACUAUCAUCACUUUUCUUAAAAUUCGUCUCCGCGCCUACUAUAUAUAGACAUGCAUGCCUCGAGAGCAAUGCAAGCAUCAAUCAAUCAAGCAUGGCUUCCCUUCAAUCUUCAUUCAUGGUGGUGGCAACCACCAGCAACCCCAACCUCCGCACCUCCUCCCAGCUCGCCAGCAGGCCGAGGCGCCGCUUUGAGGUGUCGUGCAGCAGUGACGGCGGCCGUGUAGACCGCAGAAACAUGCUGUUUGGACUGGGCGGUCUGUACGGCGCAAGCGGCCUCAUCCGCAAAGCUGAGGCGCUUCCGAUUUCACCUCCUGACCUGAGCAAGUGCGACCCCAAAGGUGCCUAUACUGUUAAAAAUGAGGAGAAAAAAGACCUCCCCGACAACUGCUGCCCGCCCUACUCGGACACCAAGAAAGGGUACUACGAGCUUCCGACGUUCACAGAGAUGCGCAGGAGGCCAGCGGCGCACAAUCUAACACCGGAUUACAUAAAAAAGUACGAGAAUGCCAUCCAGGAGAUGAGGAAGCUGGACGUGACGGACCCCGACGAUCCCCGUGGCUUCCUUCAGCAGGCCAACAUCCACUGCGCUUACUGCAACGGCCCCUACGACCAGGUGGGCCACCCCGGCAUCGAUAUCCAGGUUCACAACUCAUGGCUCUUCUUCCCUUUCCACAGGUGGUACCUGUAUUUCUACGAGAGGAUCAUGGGGGAACUCAUCGGAGAUCCCAAUUUCGCCUUGCCUUACUGGAACUGGGACAACCCUGACGGCAUGCAGAUGCCCUUGAUGUUCGACAGGGAAGAAUCACCUCUCUACGACAUCGAACGCGACCAAACGCAUCGCCCCCCUGCCGUCGUUAGUCUUGCCUUAUCCGCGGCCUCAAUCACCGACCCUGUACAGCUUAAGUGCAAUAAUCUCACUCAGAUGUACAAGGAAAUGAUUGGUGACGUGGAAUCCGCCAUCGACUUCAUGGGCGAUCCUUACGUGGAUGGUGAAAGUCCCCCAAAAUUCUCCGACGGAGGAUCGGCAGAGCGCGGCGCACACACCGGCAUCCACGUCUGGACCGGAAACCCCAAAAACGACUUCAGCGAAGAUAUGGGGAACUUCUACUCCGCCGGAAGAGACCCUCUCUUCUACGCACAUCACUCUAACGUCGACAGAAUGUGGACCAUAUGGAAAACCCUCCCAUGCGCUUUCACAAAGGAUAUCAACGACCAGGUCGUCCCCAACCCCGACGAUUUCAACAACGCGUCGUUCCUGUUCUACGACGAGAAAAAGAACCUCGUGCGCGUCAAGGUCGCCGACUGCUUGGAACACACCAAAAUGGGAUACGAGUAUGAAGAUAGCCCUACUCCAUGGAAGACCUACCGGCCAACUCAGCGGCAGAAGCCGGUCAAUGCCAAAGUUCUCGCCAAGACGGCAGAGACCGGAGGCAAAGUGUUCCCUCUCACUCUCGCUAAGACUCGCAAAGUUGUGGCGCCCAAACCAACCAAAGGCAAAGCCGACGAAGUGCUCGUGCUGGAGAACAUAACCAGCGAUAGUUCCAAGCUGGUGAGUUUUAAUGUGUUCGUGAAUGAUGCAGACGACACGCCACAGAAACUCGACAGGGCCGAGUAUGCCGGGUGCUUCACGCAGAUUCCGCACACCGUUAGGGCAAAGGAAAGACCCAGCAACCUUCGGUUGAACUUGAGGGAACUCUAUGAGAACAUUAAUAUUGGUGAUGAUGAUUUCAUUGUGGUCACCAUCGUUCCCCAAGUUAAUGGCGGCGAAGUUACCAUCGGUGGUAUUAAGAUCAUCCCGCGUGUUCCCGCUUGAUCUGCAUCACCAUGUUUGGGAUUUGUCGACCUAUAAGUCUUUUUUCUUAAAUUUCGAAUAACCGUGCAUGUUCGUACGUGCUCCUUCUGACUACAUUUCUUUUAGAGGAAAGUCUUUCUAUUCUA
This is a messenger RNA of Salvia miltiorrhiza (redroot sage), 1987 nucleotides long. Its product is annotated as polyphenol oxidase I, chloroplastic-like. The record is from RefSeq and is a predicted model, not a curated record. Gene Ontology annotation, molecular function: catechol oxidase activity. The transcript has 2 exons. NCBI's taxonomy places the organism in Eukaryota, Viridiplantae, Streptophyta, Magnoliopsida, Lamiales, Lamiaceae. Bases 141 to 1862 code for a protein of 573 amino acids. Gene Ontology annotation, biological process: pigment biosynthetic process.